Anastrepha ludens (Mexican fruit fly) is the source of this 1541-nucleotide messenger RNA. RefSeq names its product histone acetyltransferase type B catalytic subunit (gene Hat1). The record is from RefSeq and is a predicted model, not a curated record. Gene Ontology annotation, biological process: subtelomeric heterochromatin formation. The transcript is spliced from 4 exons. Lineage: Eukaryota; Metazoa; Arthropoda; Insecta; Diptera; Tephritidae. Gene Ontology annotation, molecular function: histone H4 acetyltransferase activity; histone binding. Bases 225 to 1445 code for a protein of 406 amino acids. Gene Ontology annotation, cellular component: nucleus.
AAUGCCAAAAUCAACUGUCAAUAGUUUGCUGGUCGCAUUUUGCGCCUGAAAUUUUGUAUCGAAUUUAUUUUCAUUUUAUUCCAUUUUUUGGCAAAACUUAAAAGAUAACCGUAAUUAAAUAGAAAUAAUACCAGACAGUAAUAACUGCAGAGUUCGAAAUACUUGGUGAUUAGUGUUCUGGAAAUUAUUAGUAUCUCUAGAAGCAGUCAUUAGCAGUUGAAGAUAUGGCGAAUCUACACGAUUUUGAGGAACUGGUGUCGGAUGCACUUGAAGUUGUGGAAUUUAAAUUAAUACGCCGCAAGCAGGAUAUAGAGGAUGAUAGUUUAACAUUCCAUCCCUUGAUGGCACAUCAACUUUUUGGGGAAACGGAGAGCAUAUUUGGUUAUAGAGAUUUACAUGUGCGUAUAUUAUACACAGCCGGACCACUCCACAUUUAUAUUGGUGUCGAAUAUAGUAGUCGAGUUGAUGAAAUAUCCAAAGGAGACAUAAGUGCCGACAGUGUCGUGAGAACUAUUGCUGAAAAAUUGCCCGAUGGCUGUUUCUUCAUCAAUAUGGAUGAGUUUCUGAAAACACUUGAUAAAGCAGACAAAUUUCAACCUUUUGGUGAAAAGUUGUCGGAACUCAAAGUAACUGAUGCGCAAGGCAAGAAGCGAUUGUUCGAAAUAUAUCUCUGUAAUUAUAAGGUGCCGUCGUUCUUAAAAUUUUUCGGCCGCUUACAAACUUUUAUACUUUGGUUUGUUGAUGCGGCUUCCUACAUUGAUGUAGAUGAUGCCCAGUGGAGUUUUUUCGUAUGCUAUGAAAAGUAUAAAAAUGAUAAUAGCAACUAUCAAUACGCAACCGUUGGCUACACCACUGUAUACGAAUACUACGCCUAUCCGCAGCAUAUACGGCCACGCAUUAGCCAGGUGCUAGUUCUACCACCAUUCCAAAAACUAGGCAUUGGCACAAAAUUCAUAGAAACCAUAUAUAAGCAUUACCAGCCACAAAAAAAUGUCAUCGAUAUGACAGUUGAAGACCCAUCUGACGAUUUUCAGCGAUUACGCAAUUUCGUAGAUGCGCGUUUAUGUAUGGGGUUAAAAAGUUUCGCAAGAGAUGUCAUUAAGAAAGGUUUCAAUAAGGAAAUGGUGCGGGAAGCACGUGAAUCACUUAAGUUGAAUCCUCGUCAGUGCCGCCGCGUCUAUGAAAUACUGCGUUUCUUUUAUACAAACUGUCUCGAUAAAGAUGAUUAUCAUGCCUAUCGUUUGGAUGUGAAGCGACGUUUAAAUGCUGUACAUUACAAGCAGUUGAAUGACAUUAAGAAAAUGGAAAAGGCAAAAGUGGAUACAGAAUGGUUGAGAGCGCGCUUACCCACACAAAGUCAGCGCAUCGAACAAUUGCGAAACGAGUAUGAGCAAGUAGAAAAUGAAUAUAAAGAAAUUGUUAAAAAGCUACGUACGGUUUGCUAAUAAUGUUAUCGCUCAUCAUUCAUUUUAUUGAUCAGCAUGUCCUUUUGUUUACGAAUUAAUUUCUUUAUGUAAUAAAUUUUAAAUUAAAUUUUAAAA